AUGCAGAAAAUAAACACCAUCUCGUGUUUGCAGCGCCAGGAAGUUGCUGCUCCUGUCCAGAGUUCUGCUAAUGCAAAGCCGCCACAAGCUGCUGUUGUGGUUCCGCCUUCUGCGCAGCAGGCAGAGUGUUCACCUGACCGUCUGGACAGAGUGCUUGCCCUCCUCGAACGUGUACUUUCUCAGCAGUCGCAGCAGCCUAAAUAUGUCAGUAAGUUCAAUACACGCAGCCUGCCCUCCAAGGUCAAACCCCUGGCGCCCUGUGCUGUGUGUGGAGAUGAUGGCCACACUACUCAGUACCACUGCAGGUCCGACCGUCUGUGCUUCACCUGUUUUGCACCUGACCACACGCGCGCUGAUUGCCCAAAUGCUGUCAGUAAGCCUGGGGUUGUUAAGUCUACGGCGCAGCAGCAGGGAAACUAG
This is a messenger RNA of Knipowitschia caucasica, 420 nucleotides long. The record is from the annotation of a GenBank genome assembly. Lineage: Eukaryota; Metazoa; Chordata; Actinopteri; Gobiiformes; Gobiidae.